Molecule: messenger RNA, 615 nt
Organism: Yarrowia lipolytica CLIB122
Lineage: Eukaryota; Fungi; Ascomycota; Dipodascomycetes; Dipodascales
Biological process (GO): mitochondrial respiratory chain complex I assembly
Cellular component (GO): mitochondrial inner membrane
Source: RefSeq, a predicted model, not a curated record
AUGCUGCGAACACGAGCCGUCGGAAUCUUGUCCCGCUCGAUCCACACCUCUCGGGUGUGUGCGAAAAACGUCAAGCUCGAAAACCCGUGGUUCAAGGGCGAGGGACCCAUGGAGCGAACCAAGCGAAAGCUCGAAAACACGGCUGCUCGUCCUGGAGGAGCUCUGGCCGAAUACGAUCUCUACGGCGAUCUUGAGACGGCCCACAACAACGUGGAGGCCGUGCUUUCCAACGGCUUUGUGUUCAAGGACGACAAGGUGCUCAAGAGCAAGUCUCCCAGCGGAAAGAAGCCCGUUGGAGCCAUUCUGAUGGGCCUUUCUGAGGUGCUGGCCUGGAACCUUACUCCCGAGUGCGUCAAGGGUCUCGAUACCGGUCUGGUUGAAAUCGAUCCUGCUGCACUGGGUGUCUUUGAGGUUGUCUACCCUCGUCCUGAGCUGCUCAUCUUCGGCCUGGGAAAGAAGUCGCGAGUGCUGUCGCCCAAGACCCGAAACUAUCUCAACUCUCUGGGAAUCUCCGUCGAGAUCUCUGACAGUGCCAACGGAGCCAAGAACUUUGAUCUUCUGGCCACCGAGCGUCCCGGUCUUGUUGCUGCUGCUCUCUUUCCUCCUGACCUGUGA